AGUUUGCUGCGGCGGGCCCUCUCGAAAAACCCAGGCAAGCCACGGGACAGCACAAACGAGCACGGCCCCAGAGAGGCCUUAUAUAUGGCGCGGAGGUAGGCUAGUCGGCGCCGUUCGAUUGGAUGGCAUCAGUAGCCAAUCAGAAAAGCAAUCCGGCAUCUCCUAAUACGCGCAUGUCUUGCCCUGCGAUUACGUAACUCCACGUUCUCUCCAAUCAGAAGAGACACAUUUUUGAUCCUUUAUUUGAAUACAAGACACAAACAGCGUUGGUUUGUGCUCCUCCUGUGUGUUCGGAGACGUCUGCCGUCAUGCCUGACCCGUCCAAAUCUGCUCCGGCCCCCAAAAAGGGCUCCAAGAAGGCCAUCACCAAAGCACAGAAGAAGGACGGCAAGAAGCGCAAGCGCGGCCGCAAGGAGAGCUACUCCAUCUACGUGUACAAGGUGCUGAAGCAGGUGCACCCCGACACGGGCAUCUCGUCCAAGGCCAUGGGCAUCAUGAACUCCUUCGUCAACGACAUCUUCGAGCGCAUCGCGGGCGAGGCGUCGCGCCUGGCGCACUACAACAAGCGCUCGACCAUCACGUCCCGCGAGGUGCAGACGGCCGUGCGCCUGCUGCUGCCCGGGGAGCUGGCCAAGCACGCGGUGUCGGAGGGCACCAAGGCCGUCACCAAGUACACCAGCUCCAAGUGAGCGCGCCGCGGGCGCCCGAACCCAAAGGCUCUUUUCAGAGCCACCCACACGGUCGAGAAAGGGUUUUGGACACGGUGAGGGGUUAUUACCUAAGCGCGCAUAUUGACGUGCGCCGUAGCGGCUCCUUGCUCCUGGGCGCCUGCUCUGAGUCUUCUGUGAGCAUAAUGCAGGAAUGUAUUUCGUUUUAAAGUGGGGGCAGGAAUGGUGGCAUAAAGGCACGCUAGCAGAUGCAGGCGCGUAACCCUCUGCCCAACCCCACACCUUAUAGCAGAUGCGGGCACGUUUCCCCUACCCUGGGAGAAUAUUGUAUCCCCCACCCCGGUGCCGGUCACCUCCUGGUGGCCGAGGUCAGGGGCGAUGGCCACGAGCUUGGUGAGGCCGCCGCAUCUUGCGCUACCUUGUGGCAGGUCCUGGCUCUGCGGCUUUCUACGACCUAGUCCCCGGACCGAUGAGAUAGACAUCUUUAUCCUGGAGUAGUGAACAUUCCAGGAGGAUGUUUGCCUGGCAAAAUCCUGCAAUAGCAGUAGGCUUGAAUCCCGGGCCACGGCCGUGCCCGUCGUCCGUGAGCUGGAUGCUUUAAAUGACCACAGCUGACCACAGCUUUGACCUCAGGGGUCGGGGGAAGUUUCCUCUGACCAAACCCUAACCCAGGGGUCAGAGGAAAGUAAUUCUUUCGUUUUGAACAAAUGUAGCUUUCUCUUCGGGCACACUGUUUUCUGGCAGUGUUCCUAAGACAGGAUAACCUUUUUUUUCACGUUCGUGGUAUUUGCUUGGAGAGUGCCGUUUUGGUGCUAGGAAAGUGUUUUGGCACAAAUCUUCGUUUCGAAGCGGACACAGACUGACUUUUUCUGAAUUUGACUUUUUGUAUUUAUAAAAAGGGGUUUUGUAAUAAUUUGACUUGAGAGAAUUAGAAGUAUUGAGUAUUGGUUAUUGUCUUGGUAAAUAAAUGUUAAUAUAUGUUUCCAAGUCGUUUCUCCAAAGGAAGCCUGUCUCCUGUCUGGGCUGGUGCAGAGGUGCCGGACUCGGUGAAGUGCUUCCUACAGUGGCUGUCGCCAGCUCUCUUCCUGCAUGGAGCUUUUAAAAUAAUUCUGAAAAUUAAAGUUUUAAAAUUGAAGGUAUUUUUAUCGAAUCUUCAAAUAGUUGCAAGGAUGCAUAUCCCAAUGUGACACCUUCUUAAGUGGCAUUUCAAGAAAUUGCUGUCUCUGAACUCAUUUUUCCAUUUUCCUUUUGCCUCAGAAUGUCAUCCUACAGCAAUUAUAUAUAUGUUUUUGUCUAUUGCCUUUCUUGAAAAAACAGUGUGUCAAUUGAAAUUUAAACAUUUUAGGUGACCAAAGGUCCUCUGUUAAAAAAUUCAUCUGGACAGUACAAAAUUGUUUAAGUUAGUGUAACUAAAUUUUUAUUUCAAUGAGCUGAGUGUCGGUUCUUCCUUCCCUCUUUUAGACUUUCUGCCUUGUUUACUUCAUGUAUAUAUGGGCAUAAAUAGUGUUGGUAUGGUUACUAUCUUAGCAGUGUACAGCAU
Messenger RNA from Chinchilla lanigera (long-tailed chinchilla), 2208 nucleotides. Its product is annotated as histone H2B type 3-B. NCBI's taxonomy places the organism in Eukaryota, Metazoa, Chordata, Mammalia, Rodentia, Chinchillidae. The record is from RefSeq and is a predicted model, not a curated record. The transcript has a single exon. Gene Ontology annotation, molecular function: structural constituent of chromatin; DNA binding; protein heterodimerization activity. Gene Ontology annotation, cellular component: nucleosome. The coding region runs from base 309 to 689 and encodes 126 amino acids.